AUCUUGAGUGAAUUCUUAUGAAAAAGACUAGGGUGUGCACUGUGCAGGGGGAAUUGAAUUCUUAUUGUUGCAAUUCCAACCACCCUCUCCCGGUAACGCUUUCAGUCUCAGAGUCUCCGUAUUCGCUGCCGCACCCGCCAACCUUCCCACGGCCUUGUCUGCACCUUGCCGCUGCACCCGCCAACCUUCCCACGUCCUUGUCUGCACCUUGCCGUCGGGCGCCUCCUCCGACCACCUCGAGGUGCUAAGCUUUUAAUGGUAAAAAACUAUCAUUUUUAAGUUUUAACCUGACGAUGUUUUCAACAAACUCGUGCAGUUAUGAGAUUUGAUCGAUAACUUUCUUCAUCAAUUUAAUACGCAGAAAAGGAUAAAAAAGAAAGAAGAAUGUCAUCGACGCCUACACCAUGCGCGGCAUGCAAGUUUCUUCGUCGGAAGUGCACACCGGAGUGCAUUUUCGCACCGUACUUCCCAGCGAACAACCCAGAGCGCUUCGAAUGCGUCCACCGCGUCUUCGGCGCCAGCAACGUCGGCAAGAUCCUCAACGAGCUACCUCCAUCCCAGCGCGAGGAUGCGGUGAAGUCCCUUGCGUUCCAGGCGAAGGCACGCCUUCGCAACCCGGUCUAUGGCUGCACCUUCCAAGUCUCCAUCCUCCAGCAGCUCCUCCGCCAGAGACGUGCCGUCCUCGAAAACGCCAAGAGAGAACUUAGCGCCUACAUCAACCCGCAAGCCAUUCAAGGUCCAUUCAACCCUCAGGAAAAGCCUCUAUCUUCAUCUCCCGCCCAUUUAGGCCCUUCCUGCUGCUCCAAUAUUGUACAGUAUUCAGCCCAUUUAAACCCAUUCUACGAUCCAAAUGUUGUACACUCUUCAGUCCAUUUGGGCCUAUCGGACGGCCCAGAUGAUGAACCUUUUUUUAAGCCAGCUAUCCAGUAUAAUGGGUCAUUGGGUGGUGGUGGUGCUGUCCCGCAAGCGGACCCAGGGCAACAAGAGUUGUUGGAGGCCCAACAACUUGCUGCUGCUGUGGCAUUCCGAGAACAGCAACUAAGAUACAAUGCUGCUGCUGGGAUUGAACCUGUUGCGGCUGCAGCACCCUACGGCGGUAACGUCAGUGGAAGUGGAGUGUUUGGCCACAUGGGUGCACCUUCAGGCGGUCAAGGAGGUGAGAUGGCACCUUGUAUGGGUUUGGGGACAUUUGAUAGUGGUGAAAGUUAUCAUUCACAAUUGCAACAACCACCACAGCAUGGAGUAGGGGGAAAUUACGUCCUUGCAACUCAACAUCACUACCCUCUUGAGGGCCAGUUGCUGCUCCCAUCAGAGCACCAAGCACUACCUUUAACCCUACAACAACAACAGCAACUAGAACUACAAGUAUUGCAACAACAACUAGAACUACAACUAUUACAACAACAACAACAACUAGAACUACAACUAUUACAACAACAACAGGAGCAGCAGCAACUACAACAACUGUCAGAGAGUGAAGACAGUAAGAGUGUCGGCCCUUCUUGAUGAUCUUGUCUCAUUUUUGCAACUAUAUAUAUGGUUUUUUCUUCGCUUUUUUAUCCGGUGAUCAAAGAAUAUUUCGUUCUAAGUAUGUUUUUUUUUUGUUAUUGUUAGUAUGUAUUUUUGGGUUGAUUAUAGGAUUAUUAUAUUGAUAAUCAUAAUGAUGGUAGUUCUGGGUUUAGAUUAUUAUAAACAGCGAAAAGAGCGUGAAGUUGAGGGAAGCUGCCUACUGGUCAUGGAUUCUGAAUAAUCAGUAAUAAUGCUCUGACAGAUUACUUUCUUGGUUGAUGGCAUAUGGGUUUGUAAAUAGCAGGGUGGAAAUGAUAAGAUGAUAGUUUUCUUUUCUUUUUCCUUUUGGUGAUAGACUUAAAUUGAAGGAUUUUGCCAUUGACUUGCUCCUCUGUUUUUGAGCUUGUCCAUCUAAUGAUGUACUUGACAUGCAUGUGUGCCAUGCAUGCUACAUAAACAAAGAUUUUAUUUUUUUCAUUCA
Molecule: messenger RNA, 1990 nt
Organism: Arachis ipaensis
Lineage: Eukaryota; Viridiplantae; Streptophyta; Magnoliopsida; Fabales; Fabaceae
Source: RefSeq, a predicted model, not a curated record